Messenger RNA from Coniophora puteana RWD-64-598 SS2, 1020 nucleotides. RefSeq names its product STE3-like pheromone receptor. Gene Ontology annotation, cellular component: membrane. The transcript has 4 exons. Gene Ontology annotation, biological process: G protein-coupled receptor signaling pathway. Gene Ontology annotation, molecular function: mating-type alpha-factor pheromone receptor activity. The record is from RefSeq and is a predicted model, not a curated record. NCBI's taxonomy places the organism in Eukaryota, Fungi, Basidiomycota, Agaricomycetes, Boletales, Coniophoraceae. Bases 1 to 1020 code for a protein of 339 amino acids.
AUGAGCCUUCCCUUUUCUUUUCCUUCGCCUCCUACCUUUGACCCCCUCUAUCCUCUCUUCCCCAUCUGCGCCUUCCUCGGCUUCCUCCUCGUCUUCAUCCCUCUUCCAUGGCAUGUGCGGGCACAGAACGCGGGCACGUGCGCCUACAUCUUUUGGGCUGGUCUCUCCUGUCUGUUCGAGUUCGUCAACGCUGUCGUCUGGCGCGACUCGACGUUGAACGUUGCUCCCGUUUGGUGUGAUAUCUCCACCAAGUUCAUGCUGGGAGCCAGCGUUGGCAUACCCGCGUCCGCACUUUGCAUCAGUCGGCGUUUGUACAAGAUUGCGGUCAUCAAGACCGUCUCGAUUAGCAACAGCCAGAAACGCCGCGCUCUCCUUGUGGACCUCUCCAUCUCGUUCGGAAUUCCUGCUAUUGUUAUGGCUCUUCAUGUCGUCGUCCAAGGCCACCGCUUCGACAUCCUGGGGGGUGUCGGCUGCUAUCCUGCCGUGUACAACUCCCUGCCCGCCUACUUCCUCGUCUUCAUGUGGCCCACAGUGCUCGGCUGCAUAUCCUUCAUCUACUCGGGCCUCACCCUGCGCGCAUUCUACAAACGUCGCCUCGAAUUCUCCCAGAUCCUCUCCUCCAGCUCUACAUCCCUCAACAAGUCGCGCUACCUCCGCCUCAUGGUGCUCGCAGCCGUCGACAUGGCGGCCACGAUCCCGCUAAGCAUCUACAGCAUGUACCUCAGCACGGACGGUGUCGAGCUCGGCAAGUACGUCUCCUGGGCGUAUGUGCACUACGACUUUGGCUUCGUCGGCGAGGUGCCUGCGGCGAUGUGGAUGGGCGACGCGACGUACAGACGCUCGGUCGAAAUGACGAGGUGGCUAUUCGUCGGAUGUGCGCUGUUGUUCUUUUUGCUAUUCGGAAUGGCGGAGGAGGCGAGGAGGCACUACAAGGAAACAUUUGUCGCUGUUGUGAAGCGCGUCGGAUGGGAUUUGUCCAAGAGGAAGAAGGCACCAAGCAGCUAUGGAUCCGACCGGUGA